UUUGUUUGGUUUAGUCAUUAUUAGAAAAUUGCUGAUGCGAGUGGAAAACACUGUCGAAUAGUACGCGCGCGGAAAGUGAAUUACGCAAGUUAAGUGAAGAAAAAAGUAUGCUGAUUGAACAAGUAAAAGCUUCUGGCGGUGUUUCAAUAAUUGCAGACCUACAUCCACUACAAUAAACGAAUUGGCAAGCACGGGAUUACAAACAAGCUGCUAGCAGGAGUUUGAUUUGAUUCUCAUUCGUUUCAUUAAAUCAAUGUUUUGGUACUACCUCGUCUGUUUCACUAUAUUGUUUUUAAUACUUCUUUAUCUCGAUUGUUGCAAACCGGGAAACUUCCCACCUGGACCAACAUGGUACCCGAUUAUUGGCAGUGCACUAGAAAUAAUGAGCGGUCGACAUAAAACCGGCAUGUUAUGUAAAGCCAUCGAUUUGAUAGCAUCAAGAUAUAAACAUAAUGGAGCUAUCGGCUUCAAAGUUGGUAAAGAUAAAAUUGUUAUGGCCGUUUCUGGCGAAUCAUUGCGCGAAAUGAUGAAUAACGAAGAUCUAGACGGCAGACCUACUGGUAUUUUUUACGAGACAAGAACGUGGGGCAUGCGAAGAGGCAUUUUACUAACAGAUGAAGAGUUCUGGCAAGAACAGCGACGAUUCAUUGUACGACAUUUGAAAGAAUUCGGUUUCGCUAGAAGAGGAAUGGCCGAGAUCAUUCAUAAUGAGACUGCGAAUAUUAAACAAGAAUUCUACAGUUUGAUUGCAUCUGGUAAUGGUAGUGCUCUGGUACAGAUGCAGAGUGUGUUCUCUGUAUACAUUCUAAACACGUUAUGGUUAAUGAUGGCCGGAAUUAGAUACACCAAAGACAAUAAAGAUUUAAAAUACCUACAGAAAUUACUACACGAGUUAUUCGAAAAUAUUGAUAUGAUGGGAGCUCUAUUUAGUCACUUUCCGUUUAUGCGAUUUUUCGCUCCAAGGUUCUCCGGAUAUAAUCAGUUUGUCGAAAUUCACAAUAAAAUGCAUAAAUUCAUUGGCGACGAAGUUGAAAACCAUAAAAAGACAUUUAAUGUCAAUGAUGAACCACGUGAUUUAAUGGAAGUGUAUCUAAAAAUUUUGCAAUCAAACGAAAUUAACUCGGAAAGCUUUUCGCAAGAGCAGCUCUUAGCCGUUUGUCUCGAUAUGUUUAUUGCUGGCUCGGAAACAACAACCAAAACACUCGGAUUUGCUUUUUUAUAUCUAAUCAGGCAACCGGAAACCCAGAAAAAAGUACAAAGAGAGAUAGAUGAAGUGAUUGGUCGAGAUCGUAUUCCUACACUGGAGGACAGAGCAAAUAUGCCGUACUGUGAAGCAGUCGUGUAUGAAGCUUUGCGCAUGUUCAUGUCUAAUACAUUCGGUAUUCCACAUCGAGCGCUACAAGAUACGAAAUUAUGCGGAUACGACAUUCCAAAAGAUACUAUGCUGGUCGGAAUGUUCAGGGGAAUGAUGUUAAAUGAAUGGGAGUUUCCUCAUUCAUUUAUGCCAGAACGGUUUCUAAAAGAUGGAAAAAUAAUAAUACCUCCUCAUUUUCAUCCCUUUGGCGUUGGCCGACAUCGCUGUAUGGGCGAGAUGAUGGGCAGAGCUAACCUUUUCCUGUUUGUAACCACAUUAUUCCAAUCGUUCAAUUUCUUGAUUCCAGAUGGUGGACCAGUGCCAUCAGAUAACCCUAUCGAUGGAGCUACACCUAGUGUGCGACAAUACACAGCAUUGGUUGUACCCAGAUAAUGUUUCUACUACAUUAUAAUGAAGAUAUCAAUAAA
This is a messenger RNA of Malaya genurostris, 1782 nucleotides long. It is a transcript of the gene Cyp303a1, whose product is annotated as probable cytochrome P450 303a1. NCBI's taxonomy places the organism in Eukaryota, Metazoa, Arthropoda, Insecta, Diptera, Culicidae. Gene Ontology annotation, molecular function: heme binding; oxidoreductase activity, acting on paired donors, with incorporation or reduction of molecular oxygen; monooxygenase activity. The record is from RefSeq and is a predicted model, not a curated record. The coding region runs from base 254 to 1747 and encodes 497 amino acids. The transcript has 4 exons.